UCUCGGGCGACGACCUCCACCUGAAGCACUUCUGCCGGCUGCUGGGCGUGGAGCUGCAGCAGAUGCAGCACUGGCUCUGCCACAGGAAGCUGGCCACCACGUCCGAGACCUACGUGAAGAGCAUGUCCAGCAAGCAGGCCAACAACGCCCGCGACGCGCUCGCCAAGCACAUCUACGCUCGCAUGUUCGACUGGAUCGUGGAGCACAUCAACAAGGCCCUGCACACCUCCUCCAAGCAGCACUCCUUCAUCGGAGUCCUGGACAUCUACGGCUUCGAGACGUUCGAGGUGAACAGCUUCGAGCAGUUCUGCAUCAACUACGCCAACGAGAAGCUUCAGCAGCAGUUCAACUCUCACGUGUUUAAGUUGGAGCAGGAGGAGUACAUGAAGGAGCAGAUCCCCUGGACUCUGAUAGACUUCUACGAUAACCAGUCCUGCAUAGACCUGAUCGAGGCUCGACUCGGCAUCCUGGACCUGCUGGACGAAGAGUGUAAAGUGCCAAAGGGGACGGAUCAGAACUGGGCUCAGAAGCUCUACAAGCAGAACUCCGGCAGCGCCCACUUUCAGAAACCCCGUAUGUCCAACACGUCCUUCAUCAUCGUGCACUUUGCUGAUAAGGUGGAAUAUCAGUGUGAAGGCUUUCUGGAGAAGAACAGAGACACCGUCUACGAGGAGCAGAUCAACAUCCUGAAGGCCAGUCAGUUCCAGCUGGUAGCAGACCUGUUCCAAGAGAAAGACGACGUCGUCCCCGCCAAGUCCUCCAGAGUGAACGUCCGCUCAGCCAAGACGGUUCCCAAAGCGCCCAACAAAGAGCACAGGAAGACCGUGGGUCUCCAGUUCCGCAGCUCUCUCACUCUUCUCAUGGAGACUCUGAACGCUACGACUCCUCACUACGUCCGCUGCAUCAAACCCAACGAUGACAAGGAGCCCUUCUCGUUCGACUCCAAGCGAGCGGUGCAGCAGCUCCGAGCCUGCGGAGUCCUGGAGACGAUCCGGAUCAGCGCAGCCGGGUAUCCGUCCAGGUGGACGUACCCGGACUUCUUCAGCAGGUACCGAGUGCUGCUGAAGAAGUCUCAAAUGAUGUCUGCAGACAAGAAGCUGGUGUGUAAGAACCUGCUGGAGACGCUGAUUAAGGAGCCGGACAUGUUCCAGUUCGGUAAGACAAAGAUCUUCUUCCGGGCCGGGCAGGUAGCGUACCUGGAGAAGCUCCGGGCGGAUAAGUUCCGCUCGGCCUGCAUCAAGAUCCAGAAGACGGUGCGAGGCUGGCUGCAGAGAGUUCGAUACCGCAAGAUCCGGAAGUCUGCCAUCGCUCUGCAGAGAUACGGCCGAGGGUACCUGGCCCGCAGAUAUGCAGACUUCCUGCGUCUGACUCGAGCCGCCGUCAUCUCUCAGAAGCAGUACCGCAUGGUGAGAGAGCGGCGGGCCUACCUGAGGGUGAGACAGGCCGUGGUCACCAUCCAGGCCUUCGCCAAAGGGAUGUUCACCCGCAGGAUUUACUACGAGUUCCUGCUGCACCACAAGGCCAUGAUCAUCCAGAAGAGCGUCCGCGGCUGGCUGCAGAGGAAGAAGUUCAGGCGGGCGCGCGACGCCGCCGUCACCAUCCAGUGUGCGUUCAGACGCACGCGAGCCAAGCGGCAGCUGCAGCAGCUGAAGAUCGAAGCUCGCUCUGCAGAGCACCUGAAGAAGCUCAACACCGGCAUGGAGAACAAGAUCGUCCAGCUGCAGAGGAAGAUGGACGACCAGUCCAAAGAGUACAGGACUCAGAACGAGCAGCUGGUUCUGGUGAACACCAGUCUGGGCGCGGAGGUGAACAAGCUGCAGAAGCAGCUGGAGCAGGUCCGGAGUCAGCAGGGCGAAGGAGGCCAGCUGACGUCUCUGCAGGAGGAGCUGGAGAGGCUGAGGGAGGAGCUGCAGGAGGCGUCGGCCCAGAGGAAGAAGCUGGAGGAGGAGCACAGCAACGAGAAACUGGGGCUGCAGCAGAGGGUGGAGGAGCUGGAGAGGGAGAACACUCUGCUGAAGAGCGAGAAGGAGGAGAUGAACCGGAGGAUCCUGCAGCAAUCAAAGAGCAUCGAAGAGGACGACAGCAGUCUGGCUCAGAGGGAGUCGUCUCUGCAGGCUGAGCUGGACCAGGAGAGGCAGCGCUACCAGAACCUGCUCAAAGAGUUCUCCAGGCUGGAGCAGAGAUACGAAAACCUGAAGGAGGAGGUGUCCCUGGCCAAGUUCCACCCCGGCCACCGGAGGAACCCGUCCAAUCAGAGCAGCCUGGAGUCGGACUCUAACUACCCGUCCGUCUCCACCUCGGAGGUCGGAGACACCGAGGACGCCGUCCAGCUGGUGGAGGAGCUGGGCGUGGAGAAGGCCGCCAUGGACAUCAGUCUGUUCAUGAAGCUGCAGAAGAGAGUCCGGGAGCUGGAGCUGGAGAGGAAGAGGCUGCAGGUCAGCGUGGACAAGAUGGAGGAGCUGGCCCGGAGCAAGGGCUCCGAGGCCAAGAGUCCCGCCUCUGAGCAGGAGACCGCAGACCUGGCCUACAACAACCUCAAGAGGCAGGAGCUGGAGUCUGAGAACAAGAAACUGAAGAACGACCUGAACGAGCUGAGGAAGGCCGUCUCUGAGCGAGCGUCUCAGAACAACUCGUCCAGCGAGCUGCAGGGCAGCUACAACCUGCUGCUGAGCCAGCUGAAGGCGGCCAACGAGGAGCUGGACGCCCGCAAGGAGGAAGUCCUCAUCCUGAGGACUCAGAUCGUCAGCACGGCCCAGCUGAUGGAGAGGAACGAGCACAUCCAGGAAAGUAAUAACGUCCCUGAGCUGAACAGCAAAGAGCCCGUGGACAAAGAGGAGGCGCUCAGAGCCUAUCAUGGGCUGUGCGAGUCCAAAAAGCUGCUGGAGGCCCAGCUGCAGUCUCAGUCCCGGCAGCACAAAGACGAGCUGGAAGCUCUUCACACUCAGAUCGAGCUGCUGAAAGACGACAUCCUGAAGAAGCAGGAGAUCCUGAACUACACCUCGUCCCUGUCCCCUGAGGCUCAGGUGGAGUACAGCAUCCAGCAGGAGAUCACACGGCUCACCAACGACAACCUGGACCUCAAGGAGCUGGUGGAGAAGCUGGAGAAGAACGAGAGGAAGCUGAAGAAGCAGCUCAGGAUCUACAUGAAGAAGGUCCAGGAGUUAGAAGUUUCUCAGGCGGACGCAGCUCAGACCAACAGGCCCAGACCUGAACUGUGCCGCCAGGUGACCGUCCAGAGGAAAGAGAAGGACUUUGAGGGGAUGCUGGAGUACUACAAGGAGGACGAGGCCCGGCUGCUCAAAACUCUGAUCACCGACAUCAGGCCCAGCACGGUGUCCGCCACAGUCCCCUGUCUGCCUGCAUACAUUCUCUUCAUGUGCAUCCGCCACGCCGACUACGUCAACGACGACCAGAAGGUGGAGUCUCUGCUCACCUCCACCAUCAACGGCAUCAAGAAGGUCCUCAAGAAAAACGAGGACUUUGAGACGACGUCGUUCUGGCUCGCCAACACCAGCCGCCUCCUCCACUGCCUGAAGCAGUACAGCGGCGACGAGGUGUUCAUGACGCAGAACUCAGCCAAACAGAACGAACACUGCCUGAAGAACUUUGACCUGACGGAGUACCGACAGGUGCUGAGCGACCUCUCCAUCCAGAUCUACCAGCAGCUCAUCAAGGUGGCAGAAGGCAUCAUACAGCCCAUGAUCGUGUCGGCCAUGUUGGAGAGCGAGAGCAUCCCCAGCCUGGCGGGGGUCAAGCCGAUGGGCUACAGGAACCGGUCGUCCAGCAUGGACACGGACUCCGGCGGCCCCAGCAGCUACACUCUGGAGGCCCUGAUCAGACAGCUGGGGCAGUUCCACAGCAUCAUGCGGGAACACGGCCUGGACCCCGAGAUCGUGGGUCAGGUGGUCCGACAGCUCUUCCACUGCAUCAACGCCGUCACCCUCAACAACCUGCUGCUGCGCAAAGACGUGUGCUCCUGGAGCACCGGCAUGCAGCUCAGGUACAACACCAGUCAGAUGGAGGAGUGGCUGAGAGCAAACAACCUGUACCAGAGCAAAGCUGCAGCCACUCUGGAGCCCAUCAUCCAGGCCGCUCAGCUGCUGCAGGUCAAGAAGAAGACCACGCAGGACGCCGAGGCCAUCUGCUCGCUCUGCAGCGCCCUCUCCACCCAACAGAUUGUGAAGAUCCUGAAUCUCUACACGCCGCUGAACGAGUUUGAAGAAAGAGUCACAGUUUCCUUCAUCAGAAACAUCCAGAAUCGUCUCCAGGUCAGGAACGACCCUCCUCAGCUGCUGGUGGACACCAAGCAAACGUUCCCCGUCCUCUUCCCGUACACGCCCUCCGCUCUCAGCCUGGAGACGCUGCACAUCCCCGCCUCGCUCGGCCUCGACUUCCUCAUCAGGGUCUGACACGACGAACCGACGCUUUAACCAGCUGAACAGCAGACAAUCUGAAGGGUCACAUGAACCUGAGUGAACCACCUGUCCAUGUCCCGUGUCCUCGCUUCAUCCUUUAU
Messenger RNA from Micropterus salmoides (largemouth bass), 4516 nucleotides. RefSeq names its product myosin VB (gene myo5b). Gene Ontology annotation, molecular function: microfilament motor activity; actin filament binding; ATP binding. The transcript is spliced from 31 exons. Gene Ontology annotation, biological process: vesicle transport along actin filament; actin filament organization. NCBI's taxonomy places the organism in Eukaryota, Metazoa, Chordata, Actinopteri, Centrarchiformes, Centrarchidae. The record is from RefSeq and is a predicted model, not a curated record. Gene Ontology annotation, cellular component: myosin complex; vesicle; actin cytoskeleton. The coding region runs from base 63 to 4409 and encodes 1448 amino acids.